UGUGAUUCAUCUGUUGUGGGUUGGCUGUAAGUUAGUAAAUUUGGAUUUUACAAAUUUAAAAUUAAUCGUAAAUGCUCAGUCUGAGUCCACUGUCCACCGUAUUCCCUGUCUCCCUCUGGCUCUCUCUUGUGUUAUGCCCUGAGAGAAGGAAAAAAUCAUUGCCAGGGCACGUCUGAACUGUGACAGCCCCGCCCAUUACUAGUCCUGUGGUUUUGCACCUGCCUUACCACCCCUGCCACUUUGAACGCAAAACCUCCCUGAGCUCCUGUACCUGCACUGCAGCGUAUAUUCAGCCCUUACUACUAAAUCUUCUUUGCUGGGUCACUUCACGGCUCCACGGAGGUACCCACGUCCACAGCGAACAGGUAGCCUAUUUAACGUGAGGGGUAUCACAACAGCGACUGCAGCCUACCCCCAAUUGAUGAAGACGCAGCGGUGUAAAAAGAAGGAAAAGGAGAAAUCGGUGCCACCAGUAGCGGAUACUGUAGGUGAGUGUUACAUGUCAGGAGGGAGAAAUUUGCUCAUGUCUUUUCCAUGGGCCAAGUAACGAAGGCAGUGGACAUAAACAUGCAUUAAGUGACAGUGGCAACCCGGUAGUCUACUACGCAAGAGUGCUCCCUCCGGACCUCCUCACUGAACUUUAUCCGCCUGGCUUUGACGCGAUGGCUGUUUCUGCUCUGGGGGAAGUUGGAGGCGUCUUGCACGGCAUCGAUGGUGUCGCUCAGGUCGGGUCCCAUUUCCUCCUGACCCCACUCGGGGACAGUCCCACGCUGCUAGGGGAUCACCUUAUUCCUGGGGACAGGCUCUCCCGGAGCACCACGGCGGAUUUAACGCACCUCAAAGGGAUACUGAGGAGGAGACAGUUGUACUGCAGAACGGGCUUUCAUCUGGAAAUACUUCCGGAUGGCACAGUGCAAGGGACGAGGAAGGACCACAGCCGUUUUGGUAUCUUGGAAUUUUUAAGUCUUGCUGUUGGGUUGAUAAGCAUUAGAGGAGUGGACAGUGGACUGUAUCUGGGAAUGAAUGACAGAGGCGAGCUGUUUGGAUCUAAGACGCUCACUGCUGAGUGUGUGUUCAGGGAGCAGUUUGAGGAGAACUGGUACAACACUUACUCCUCCAACCUCUACAAACAUGGAGACAGAGGGACACGCUACUUUGUGGCACUGAAUAAAGAUGGGACACCAAGGGAUGGGACUAAAUCCAGGCGGCACCAAAAAUUUACACAUUUUUUACCCAGGCCUGUGGACCCUGAUCGUGUGCCAGAGCUGUACAGGGAUAUCCUUGGACACAGCUGAGACUUGGAGGCCUGUUCCAGUUCAGAGAUAGCUGCUAAAGCCCUGUCAGGCAGGGUAAAGAGAAGAAAAGAGGGAUGCAGGCAUGAGGAUGUGGCCGGUGCAAGCUGGUGGACAGCAGUCUGAUCAGGAGGGAUAAAGGCAUCGGGGCCUCUUAUAGGAAUGCACAAACCAUCUCUCAGCAGCCAGGAAGACAGGCUAGAAUGUCUGCACACUCGUCAUGAGGGAGCCGUUUGUUUCAGAGGUUGGACACCCCUAAAAAGUACCUGCAUUGAACAGGAGACAAACAGGAAAUGGAGCUGAUAUAGUCAGGGAGCAUCUUCUCUGGGCGGAUGGAGAUGCCAGAAGAUGUGAGAAGCUGUGUUACUAUGAAAGAGUUUUUUGAGGUGGAUACCUUGUCAGUAAAAUGUAACUUUCUCAGAGGGACAUUGAAGGAAUUCAUUUUUAUUAACUUGUGUCUAAACUUGUUUAAAGUGCAAAAAUGUAACAAUUAUUUAUUCAUUUUAGAUACAUAUAUUUAUGUUUUAUAUUUAUUUAUUUUAGAAUAUAUUUUGACAGUUAGAUACAUGCACAGUAGAGAAAACAACUAGAACCUGUGUUAAGUAUAUAAAGGCUGACACUAUUUGUCUUCUAUCAUGAAAAGAAGCUGAGUAGAUGAUAAACUAAACAACAAAAAAAGAAAUACAUCAGCAGCUUGUGGAUAAAAUCACCACUUUUGAAAGCAUUUUGUCACAAUGUGGCUUCUGUGAAUCAACGUUGCAAACAACCUUGUAAUAUUGGCAUAACAAUUCCCUCCAAAAUACACUUGUUGUCCUCUAAGAUAGAUUUGAAGUAAACUCACUCCCAUUACAAACAGUAAAAAUGUGAUUACAUUUUUUAAAAGAUUUUUAUCAGUCGCUCACCAUGUGUCUGCUUAAAACCUGUUUUCCUUUCAAGAACACACAUUUAACAGAGGUAUAUUUUUGAAAGAAGAAACCUUUACUUGUUAUAUUUGUUUACCAGAGUUAAACAUAUAAACCUGCUUAUGAGACCACUGUUGUCUUUUUUAAUGGACACUGAUACGCUGAGAGGAGUUGUAGACCUGAUGAGGGCAUAAAACUUCAAAGCCCCUGUCCCGAUUCAUCUGAAUGAAGAGUACUAACAACAGUAAGAUCAGGACCAAACAAACUCUGACCUUUCAGUAAGACCUGCAACUUAAACAGCUGCAUAAAAAUGGAGGUCAGAGUGAUAAGGAUCAAAUGCCCUCUGCUGGCAGUUCAAAGAUGGCAGAUUUGUUGAAAUGUCUGUUUAAACAAUGGAAGUCAAGACGGCAAAGACAUUUGCAUUCUUAUUUUUGCUCCUACUUCUUUGUGUCAAAAAUGUUAAAACUGUCACAUAGUUUUGAAUAGCACGAAAACAAACCAAGGAGGUGUCCUACUUUACAGCAUAUCUCAUAUCUGUGCAGUUUCCUCCACGGUUGGGGGAAGAUUUGUGUUGAAGCAUGAAAGCUCAGUCUGUGAUCUCAGUGUGUGUGUGUGUGUGUGUGAUGGCAAGCCAGUGGGGGUGUCUCGAAACAGGGAGUCAGUGCUGCUGCCAACUCUCUCCUGUCUUCAGUGUGAUAUUGUGGGACUUUCCCACCUGCACACCUUGAACAUCAACACACUUCUGUCGUCAAUUAAUGACAGCAUCCUAGAGUGUAUAAUAACCUGCGUGUAUAUGGACAUCCCCUGUCCACCGAGUAAACACACGCAAGCCUAUAAGAGCAUGAAAGAAGAUUCUGAGGCUUGUUUGU
Cheilinus undulatus (humphead wrasse) is the source of this 3063-nucleotide messenger RNA. RefSeq names its product fibroblast growth factor 20b (gene fgf20b). Gene Ontology annotation, molecular function: fibroblast growth factor receptor binding; growth factor activity. Gene Ontology annotation, biological process: cell differentiation; positive regulation of protein phosphorylation; positive regulation of cell population proliferation. The transcript has 3 exons. The record is from RefSeq and is a predicted model, not a curated record. Gene Ontology annotation, cellular component: cytoplasm. Bases 663 to 1295 code for a protein of 210 amino acids. Lineage: Eukaryota; Metazoa; Chordata; Actinopteri; Labriformes; Labridae.